Molecule: messenger RNA, 998 nt
Organism: Cyprinodon tularosa
Lineage: Eukaryota; Metazoa; Chordata; Actinopteri; Cyprinodontiformes; Cyprinodontidae
Gene: fev
Product: FEV transcription factor, ETS family member
Exons: 3
Coding region: 216-878 (220 amino acids)
Biological process (GO): cell differentiation; regulation of transcription by RNA polymerase II
Cellular component (GO): nucleus
Molecular function (GO): sequence-specific DNA binding; DNA-binding transcription factor activity, RNA polymerase II-specific
Source: RefSeq, a predicted model, not a curated record
GUAAAUUGCUCUUUUAAUUAAAGCAAUGCACCAGGGGAAAUUGCUGUCUGAAUAUUGUCUCAGAGAUGGGGGCCAGUGACAGUUGCCUGGAAACUUCAAUCUGUCCACCCGCAUUUAUUCCAGAUCCCAGUUAUGAGAUAAAGUUUAAUAAAAAUCUUUUGCUGCGCCAUGCACCGCCGAAAUGAAACCCAAGUCUUUCUGAGCGUCUGAACACAAUGAGACAGGAGCGCGGAGGAAACCUCAUGUUCAACAUGUAUCUCUCAGAUCCAACAGAAAAUCUGUUGAAAGAAAGUAAAGGAACGGCUUGGAGCCCUAUAAAUACAGGAGUGCAAAAAGGCAGCGGACAGAUCCAGCUGUGGCAGUUCCUCCUGGAGCUCCUUUCCGACAGCACCAACGUGUCCUGCAUCGCCUGGGAGGGCACCAAUGGGGAGUUCAAGCUCAUCGACCCAGACGAGGUGGCGAGGCGCUGGGGGGAGCGGAAGAGCAAACCCAACAUGAACUACGACAAACUAAGUCGAGCUCUGCGCUACUAUUACGACAAGAACAUCAUGACCAAAGUCCACGGCAAGAGAUACGCUUACAAGUUCGACUUCCACGGCCUGGCGCAGGUGUGCCAGCCCUCCACCACGGAGCAAGCCAUCUACAAGUUUCAGGGGAACUUUUCCCCCAUCCCCUUCUCUGGCAUUUCUAAACUGAACCUCGUGACCCCCGGCGUGGGCCCCUCGGGUUUCUCCUACUGGCCCGGCUCUCCAUCGGCGGCUCUGUAUCACACACAUAACCUGCAGCCUCCUGGGCCCUUUGGCACAGUGUCUCCAUCUCACAUCAGCUGCGUGAAUAACAUCAACAGUCUGACCAACAUCAACAAUCACUACAACUGACUCCUGCUGCAUGUCACAUGCAAGACUGGGAAUAAGAAAACAAGUAAAGACCAACUGUUUUUUUUUUUUGCUAUAGUUCGCGGCCAACUAUGACUAAAUUCGGCCUGCAUUUGGUUUUGA